AUGGACCCACAUGACCUCUGCAAAUGGCAAAACGGACCAUAUACCCGUGGAGUCUGGACGAAGGAACAAUCUUGGGAACCACAGGAUCGACUCUCAUCAAAUUCACUCACUCAUUCACACGGACACCCCAAAAUGAUAGCUGUAUCAUCGUCGUCUCUCCUCCUUCUUCCUUCUCUCUCGUGUCCUUCACUGCGACCCCAACUUUUUCAUCCCCAAAAAACCCACCUCUCCAUUCCCAUUUCCUGCCCAAAUCUCUCUUCAAUCCCUCUGAAACCGACCCUUCUUCGUAGCAGAUCCUCAGUUCUCGGAAGCAAUUCGAAUGACCCGAAAGAGACCGCGUUCCUGGACGAAAAUGGAGUCAUCGAUGAUAUGGAUGGGUAUAUGAACUAUCUCUCCCUCGAGUACGACUCCGUUUGGGACACCAAGCCUUCCUGGUGUCAACCAUGGACAAUAACACUGACAGGACUGAUAGUGAUUACCUGUAGCUGGUUAAUUUUACACUCAGUAGUCGUCACUGCAGUAGUUCUCUCUCUGAUUUGUGCAUGGUGGUACAUCUUUUUGUAUACUUACCCAAAGGCAUAUUCAGAGAUGAUUGCUGAGCGGAGAAAGAAAGUGACAGACGGUGUUGAAGACACAAAGGAUACUGCCCAUCUUUCCAUCGUGUUUAUUAAUUGCUGUCCCAUGGCAUCUACCAAGCCGCCCCACGGAUUGACUGGCUGA
This is a messenger RNA of Camellia sinensis, 720 nucleotides long. The record is from RefSeq and is a predicted model, not a curated record. NCBI's taxonomy places the organism in Eukaryota, Viridiplantae, Streptophyta, Magnoliopsida, Ericales, Theaceae.